AUCGGCUUUGGUGCACUUGCAAUGUGUGACGGAGAUGGGUACGCAGCGCGCAAGCUGCAUCUUCGGGGUGCACACGGAUGGAAAUUUGCGUUGUUGGCAACCGCAUCAGCAGGAGGGUGUCUUAUUACUCAGUUUUGGACGGUGGUGUCCAUCGGACUGGUCUAUACACAAAGAAACCAGAAGCAGAAGCGCGAGGAAAACUCGUUCUUCGAACGGACGAGGAUCGCAGUCUUGGAUUGCUAGAAGUAACUGGGCUCGGGCGCCUUCAACGGGGCAUUCGAUUUUCGUAAAUCGUAAAAACGCGGUCAUUUCAGGGAAUACGGAAAGCAGCGG
Molecule: messenger RNA, 333 nt
Organism: Amoebophrya sp. A25
Lineage: Eukaryota; Dinophyceae; Syndiniales; Amoebophryaceae
Source: the annotation of a GenBank genome assembly